Molecule: messenger RNA, 4247 nt
Organism: Rhincodon typus (whale shark)
Lineage: Eukaryota; Metazoa; Chordata; Chondrichthyes; Orectolobiformes; Rhincodontidae
Gene: tpcn2
Product: two pore segment channel 2
Exons: 23
Coding region: 1590-3632 (680 amino acids)
Biological process (GO): transmembrane transport; monoatomic ion transport
Cellular component (GO): lysosomal membrane
Molecular function (GO): monoatomic ion channel activity; voltage-gated channel activity
Source: RefSeq, a predicted model, not a curated record
UGGGUAAUAAAUGCUGAUCUGGCCAGCGACAGCUAUCUCCUUUUUUUUUUAAAAGAAAGAUCAUUGAGUGUCCGGCUAGAAAAGCAGCAAUUCCAAUGAAGUGUAAAUGAGUGUGGACAGAGUAGAUCAAACGGCCUUAUUUUUGUGUGCUGUAAUCUAGCCAACUCCAUUCAUGUCUGUGUAAACCUGUUAUUUACACUGACUUGUCUGACUGGGGUAGUGUCCCCAACUCUGGGUCAGAAGGCAUGGUAAAAGUGCCAGUCUCUUUAAAGGUAUGUCAUAAAACACCUGAACAAAUGGAUUGAGAAGCCCUCAGGUUGUAAGGAACAGUCAGGUGAAGCAGCAGUCAACAAUGUCCCUAAAAUAGAGCGCACAGCAGUCACUAAAUUGCGUUUGCUUGUGACGCAUCUAUCUAAGGCAACAUGAUUACACUUGAACUUGAACCAACAAAACAAAUUAAUUACCUCCAGAAAGCUUCACUAAAGCUGUUGCUUCAACUUCAGUGAGUUGAAGUUUGCAGACAGUUAAUAGGAACUUUUUAAAAACAAAAGUUAUCAUUUUACAUUUUUCUAUCCCACCAACUUAUGUUCAGAACAUAUCAGUGUCUUCAAAUCCUGUUCAAGAAAAAUAAAUGAUUAGUAAUUUACAGAUAACUGUUGUAUCCAAAGGAAAUGAUUGCAGAAUAUAGUUUCAGCGUAGCACAAACUACCCGAAAGUGCACGUGUGGUUGUCUUGGGAUGCUGAAUGGAAAGCGGUCAAAGGUUUGUGAUUGAAUUCAGUCAGUCCUCAUCAGUCAACCUGGACAUGAUCUCUCUCGUCUGCAAGUUGGUCUUUCCCUCCCAUUUGCACAUAAGCUGGCUCUAUCCUGUCCACGUUUUCUUUCCACCAGUUUAUAUUAGAAAUUACUUUAGGGCACACACAUUUAAGCUUCAUCCCAAGCACGGAAUACUAUAGGUCGAUAACGUUACAUUACAACGCUUGUACCUGUUGCGGUAAAAGCUACUUUUGCAUUUCUUUAACUUUUCUUGUGUAAAAGUUUUGAUUCAUGAUAAACUUUUCUCGCAGGUAGAUUUUAUUUAGACUUCCAUUACCUCUUUUUCCAAAAAUUGCUUUGUAACUGCCCCCAUCCCAUUAAUUUUGAGAUGAAUUAUUUCCCACCUAACUUUCGCCAAGUUCUUUAUUUUAAAAUUGGUCAUGAACUACUGAAAUAUCUAGAGAUAACCUUAAAUAUGCAACCAGUUGCUGAAUUUGUUAUCUCACCUGGCUUUUUAACUUUGCUUGCAGUAUCGUACUAUCAAUCAUCGAGUAGAUUCACGGUCCUUACGGCUUUAUCGGUGGUACUACUCUGACGCUUAUCAGUGGUAAGACCUGGACUAUCAAGAGACUGUCUUCCAUUAACCACUGAAGUAUUAUGGCACAGGAGGUGGCCAAUGUCUACAUUGGAGAAUUCUCGCCAAAACUGGAUGCUGCUUGUGCAUAUAUGACCAUGCUGUGCUUUUACUCUUGUGACCACCUAUUGGUGGACUGUAAUUGUUAGCAUUUUUAAACUUAACUGUGUUCUCCUCAUCUAUCUAAGGAAACAUGUAUGGAUGUUCAAAAGGGUUUUGAAUGCUGCUAUCUUUGUGAUUUUGGCCUUGGCCUUUAUUGAGAAACCUUCAUCUUUGAGUGUUACAUCUGAUCUCCGAUUCCGCCGUGUACUUUGGGAGCCUCCCUGUGGACUGACGGAAGGCAUUGAUGUAUUUUGUCUUCUUCUGUUCAUUGUUGAUGUAGUGAUAAAAAGCUAUUUAAUUGGAUGGGAAGAAUUCCAGAAGUCAAAAUGGCUGAUUGCCUACGCACUUAUACUUGCUGCUUCCAUCGUGGACUGGACUGUUACUUUGUGUUUAUUUUGUGAGGAGAGGAUAAGAAUUAGAAGACUCUUGCGGCCAUUUUUCCUUCUCCAAAACUCCUCCCUUAUGAAAAAAGCUUUUAAAUGCCUACGACAAACAAUACCACAAAUCACAAGUGUAAUGCUGCUGUUAGCCUUGCACCUGUUGCUGUUUACUAUGAUUGCCAUGCUGCUGUUCACUCGUGUACAGACAACUGAAGAUGAUCAAGAGUGGAAGACAUAUUUCCGGAACUUGCCGGAAUCUUUGACUUCAUUACUAGUACUGCUGACAACAGCUAAUAACCCUGAUGUGAUGAUCCCAGCCUAUUCACGCAAUCGAGCCUAUUCAUUGUUCUUCAUUACCUUCAGUCUUAUUGGAACAUACUUGUUAAUGAAUUUAUUGACGGCUAUAAUAUACAACCAAUUUCGUGGCUAUUUACUGAGUUCAAUUCAGGCAUUGUUAAUUCGAAGAUGCUUGGGAAUUCGAGGAGCAUUUGAGGUGCUUUGCUGCGAGCGUCCAAGCAAAGCUGGAAGAAGAGGUUCUGUUAGAAUGACUGUAAGCACCAACACCGUGCUGCAAGUCCUGCAGAAAGUGAAAAUGUCUUCAGCGCACAAGCAAGAGAUGAUUAAGCAAGUAAAGGCAUUCACUCAUGACUGUGUUACAGCAGAACAGUUUAGAGCUCUCUUUGACGAAUUGCACAAGGAGACUGUGAGAGAGUAUCCACCAAAACCAGCGUACCGAUCUGUGUUCUUGCAAAAGCUUCAGACUCUGCUCAGCCAUCGCUUUGUGGAUUAUUUUGGAAACCUAAUAGUUGCAGUGCAUCUGAUUUGCAUUUUUGUUGCUUUGGUACGUGAUGCAGAAACACCUAUCUCUAAACGUGAUGGAUUCUUUUUAGGUGUUGUGAAUGGAUCCUUUGUCCUGUACUAUCUUUUGGAAAUGGCAGUGAAAAUCUUUGCUUUGGGCAUUAAAGGUUAUUGCUCAUACAAAAGCAACCUAUUUGAUGGGCUUCUGACUAUAAUACUGCUGAUUCUGCAACUGUCCUCUCUUGUGCAGUAUGGCUUGCCUCAUCCAGGAUGGAAUCCAGAGUUACAUGGAUUGCUUUCACUUUGGGAAACUGUUCGGCUGGCAAAUAUGCUCAUUGUUUUCAGAUUUCUCCGAUUAAUUUCCAGUGUUAAGUUAACGUCCUUGGUUGCCAAUAGUCUGUUUGAUCUGAUCAAGAAUUUGCGAGCUUUUGCUGGAAUUCUUGUGGUGGCAUACUAUGUUUUUGCAAUUGCUGGUGUUGUGUUUUUUAAAGACAAAAUCCCAGCUCCCCAGAAUGCAACAAAUGCAAGUCUGAAUGCAAGCAUUUCAUCUGAGAAUAUGACACAACAGUGUGGUACCUAUGAACAGCUGGGUUAUUGGCCCAACAACUUUAAUGACUUUGCUGCUGCUUUGGUCACUCUGUGGGAUCUAAUGGUGGUAAACAACUGGCAGGUUUUUCUGGAUGUCUUCUCAAGAUAUGCAAGUCCGUGGUCCAAACUUUAUUUUGUAGCUUGGUGGCUGGUGUCCUCUGUCAUUUGGGUUAACCUCUUUGUGGCUCUGAUUCUUGAGAAUUUUAUUCAUAAAUGGGAUCGGACUUACCACCCAUCCUUCUCUGAUCAAGAGUCAGAAUAUCAAAUGAGUGUGCAGGAUAUGUUCAGAGAUGAUCUAGAGGAACCAACUGAAGAUGAUUUGUUGGAGAGACUGCGACAGCAUCCACACCUUCAUCUACCGAGAGGGCCCAUUUAGUUACAAGGAUUGUAUCCAAAUGCUUUAGAGACAUGUGACUCCUCAUCCAGGUCUUGCAAUGAGGGUGCCUCAAAUGGGCCCAUUCUGACUGUCUGCAAUUAUUUUUAAGAUGCACAAAAGGGAAAUAACUUAAGAUGCCAGUAGCACUAAUGGACCAGAAAUUUCUUUGUAAAGUACCACAUGCUUUGUAUAUAAAUGCUAUUUAACUGGGAUUGCUUUUUAAAGUUUAACUUUUUUCACUGACUUUUAAUACUGACAGUUCCUUUUCCAGAUGUUUGCUGCAAGAUGGGUAAAAAUUGUGGUAUAUUUAUAAACCUAAAUAGUCACCUAAAACUGAAUUAAAACUGUCCACAUUUUUAUUGUGUACCUCACUAUUUUACAGGUCUAGUUUUUCAGGUGCUCACUUUUUUAAAAUUUGUAUCUUAAACACUGAAGCUGGUUAGUUACUCUGAAAUCAACAAUCUAUAUAUUUUGCACUAUCCCAGAACCUGUUUGUUAGUUUCUAUCUGAAAGAUACUUUAUUAAAUGUGAUGCCACUCAAUUGUUUCUGAAGCUUGGCCAGUGGCAGAAUGAGUUAUUUUUAUGAUGUGAAAUAAAGAACUAUUUUUUUCUAAA